GUUUGUAUAGUUUUGCUUCGUGAACCGCGUGUCGAGAAGUGUUGAAAAAUUAUAGAUUUAGAAUUUGGCAUUUUUAAUUGCUUUAGUGAAGAAGAUGGAUCUGAUGUUAAGUAAUUUUAUCGUCGACGACCCUCAGGUUGUAUCCCGCCAAGUACAGGGGAUCAGAGCAAGUGCCAAAAAAGGAGAAGUUUCUAUAAAAUUUACUAAAACACAACCUGCUAAAGUUGUUGUUGCUCGAAAACGAAAUACUUCAAAUGAAACUCAGAGCACGACUCGUAAAAAGGUUGAGAAAAUACCACCACGAGACACUAAUCAAUCAACAUGUCAGGCUUCAAACGACAAAACGCUCAAUGAUUCAGUAAACAAAAAAAAGAAACAACCUUUAACAAUCAACGGGACUCGCAACUGUGUUCCUAGAGAAGAUAAAAACGCCGGGAUCUCAAAAAUCGUUCCAGCCAAGAUACAACUUCCGCAAAUACGUCCGGUACAAGAAAAGUUGUUCAGCCAACAGACAUUUGCAGAGCUAACUAUUCACCCAUACUCUAAGAAAAAUAUUGCUGAUCUGCUAAAUUUUAAACAGCUCACUAUGGUUCAAUCCAAAGCAAUACCUGUUUUACUUAAUGGAAAUGAUGCACUUAUCCGCGCCCAAACUGGUUCUGGUAAGACUCUCGCUUAUGCUUUGCCUUUGGUUGAAAGUUUACACGAGAUGAGACCACAAAUUAAUCGCACCGACGGUAUAAGGGCUAUAAUAAUUGUUCCAACGCGUGAGCUUGCUGUGCAAACGUACGAGUUACUACAAAAGCUAUUGAAGCCGUUUACUUGGAUCGUUCCUGGUUACUUGACCGGAGGUGAGAAACGUAAAACUGAGAAGGCAAGACUUCGCGCUGGUUUAAAUAUACUUGUUGCUACACCUGGGCGCUUCUGCGACCACAUUCGUAAUACAGAAUCACUUAAGCUCGAUUCUAUACGGUGGCUCAUCCUAGAUGAAGCUGAUCGAUUGCUUGAAUUAGGAUACGAAAAAGAUGUAAAGGAAAUAAUCGACGCGAUCCAUAAUGGUCAAGAAGGGAACAGUGAAAACGAGCAACAUAAGAUACAAACUGUACUGUUAUCUGCUACAUUAACCACGUCGGUAAAGGAGUUAGCAGGUUUAACACUAAACGUUCCAGAGUUUAUCGAAACGUGUGAGGUUUUGCUGAAUGAGAGUCCUUCCACUACUGGUGCUAUCUCGAAAUGCACCGAUCAGCUUCUAAACGUUGAAGAAUGUGUUUCCAUCCCGGGAACAGUGAAGCAGCGGUAUCUAAUAACUCCUCCGAAAUUGCGGCUGGCAACCUUAAGUGCAUUAAUUGUAACCGAGCAGCGUAAAAAACCUUCAAAAUUACUUAUUUUCAUGGCAACUCAAGAUCUGGUUGAUUUUCAUUACAAUGUAAUGAUGGAAGUACUCACUUUGCAAAAGUUUGGCACUAAUAAUGAAAAUGCCUUAAGUGAUGAUGAACAAGAUACGCGCAUCACUGCUGAUAACAAAGAUGAUUUCGAUAAAAAUGUAUUGUUGCCUGGAUUGAAAUUUUACAAACUCCACGGUCGCAUGACACAAAUUGAACGAAGUUCAGUUUUCCAAUCCUUUCGGAAAUCAACCGCAGCCGUUCUAAUUUGUACGGAUGUGGCAGCUCGUGGUAUCGACAUACCUUCAGUCGAUUUAGUUGUGCAGUAUCAUGCGCCACAAAUACUGGCUGACUAUGUACACCGUGUGGGCCGGACAGCACGAGCAGGUGAAUCUGGUAGAGCGGUCCUAUUUAUCGAACCAUCUGAAAUGGAUUUCGUUAUGUAUUUAGCAAAUAAGCAAAUAAGAAUUCAAGAAAAGGAUGCUAAGGGGGUAAUAAGACAUUUUUGUCAAUUGCUGAACAGAGAAAAAAAAUUCAAUUCCAAAUUAAAAGAUCAUGCGGCAAUCGAGCUCCAGCAUCGUUACGAGCAGUUAAUCCAUAGAGAAGAUGAAUUGUUUGACUGCGCAAAAAAAGCCUUCCUUUCGUGGGUACGAUACUAUUCAAACUUUCCUAAAGAGUUGAGGAACAUUUUUUACAUAAAAGCUGUGCACAUUGGCCACUAUGCAAAGAGUUUGGGUCUACGUGAUGCUCCAAAACAUUUGCUACAAUUCGAUAAUGGCGAUAAAAAAGAAGUUGGAGACCGAAAAGACGGAAUGCAACGUCGCACCAACCGGCUUAACACCUUAAAAACUAACGGCUUAUUGGCAAGGAAAAAUGAUAAUUCACGGUCCUUAAAACAUUGGCGAAAGAAUUCAGGACAGACGAAUACCAAAACUAUGAUAGAUUUUUCGAAACGAUCGCGAGUUCUUAACAUUUCUGAGUUUGAUAGUGGUAUUAGUCCUUCUCGCAAAAAAAUGAAAAAAAUAUAGAAAAGAUAAAAUUAUUGCCACAUUAAAUUGUAUACAUUGAGUAAAUUACAAUAAAAUC
Molecule: messenger RNA, 2465 nt
Organism: Anopheles moucheti
Lineage: Eukaryota; Metazoa; Arthropoda; Insecta; Diptera; Culicidae
Product: probable ATP-dependent RNA helicase CG8611
Exons: 5
Coding region: 95-2407 (770 amino acids)
Biological process (GO): ribosome biogenesis
Cellular component (GO): nucleus
Molecular function (GO): nucleic acid binding; ATP binding; RNA helicase activity
Source: RefSeq, a predicted model, not a curated record